AUGCUCCCAAGAUUGAGCGAUCUGUUUUCGCUCGUAGAACUACCUAGAAUUGCUGAUGUUCCCGUGGAUCAACGUGUUGUGCUUCCACACAGCCAGAAGAGCCUCACUUACCAGGAGACUGACUUCAUCCACCUAGGCAUGUCUAAGCUGUUGAUCUCCAGUUAUGUAUUGAAACCCACACCCAAGCUUGUUUGGUCUUUUCCUUUAUCGUCCAGCACUAUUGUGGAUGGCAUGGAUGUGAAAGAUAACCUUUAUGCUGUCGGUUUAAGUGAACGCAGAAAGCAUUUGGUAAAGCUCGUGAAGAGAUAUGGAAACGAUGAGUCCAGUACCGCUGAUUACCCUGUUCCACAAGCAGCAGUGGGCGUCAUGUUCGGAACAGGCUCUUCUAUCUAUGUUUUUUCGCAAAGCGGCGCUUUGGAGCAUCUUGAAUAUCAAGAGUCAAAAGUUGAAGGUGAGGAAUCUAAGCAGAUUUCCUUAACCAAAGCAUCCUUGUUGAGCAGCUUGCCAGCCCUUCCAAGAUCAUCUGAACAUAAAGUCAUCUAUCAUACAUUUAUAACGGAACAUGCCUUCCAACACAAGAGUUCUCUCUUGUUCUACAUCACUCGUCUGGACAAACUGGACUCCUAUACAUGCAGAUUGGUUGGACUAGAUGAAGCCAAAACUUUCGAAAUUUACAGCAUUACUUAUGAAAGACCUGGCCUUGAUACUUGCCUUUUUACCUAUGCAGACGGUGUGUUGUAUACCUUUGAUAAGACCACCAAGCUGGUAUCAUCUGCAUCUCUCAUGAAGCCACAAAAUCCUAUCAAGACCGUCUCUUUGGCACCACUCUUCACCAAGGGUAAGAAUGAUUAUGGUUUUUAUGCUCCUGCUUCUGACAGACUUUUAAUAUCAUCACUGUCAAAGCUCUUCUUGGUUAACUUCAAGUUUGAGUCUUUGCUCGAUCAGUUUGAGCACGAUCCACAGGUCAAGUUGCAUUUCAACUUUGCAUUACCUACCAAGGGUAACUCUACAUCUUCCAGUUCUACUUAUGCGUUAUAUUUGGGAUUCAACGAGAAGAGAAAAACAAGCAAGCUCAAUUAUAUUCAGGUUGAAGUUGGAAAGAACACAUUGAGAGAAUCUUUGGGCAAGUCCAUUUCCUCUUUAGAUAAGAGCAAGCAGGCUUUGAAAUCUUAUCCAGCUCUUCUGUCCACAAGUUUGCCAAAUGCUAGUAAGAGAGGAAAUAAGGAGUUGGAUGACUUUCUCGAGUCGUUGACAAAGAAGAAUGAUAACACAGAUGCUUUCAACGAAGCGAUCAUCAAGUUUUUCAAGGGCGAAGAAUAUAAGGACAGGAAAACGUAUUCUCAUUCGAUCAACGACAAAAUCAUAGACGCUCUUUACUUGGAGAGAAUUCUUGCACUUAUAUUCAAGGUCGACGAAAAAGAAAGCACUGUUCAGAUUCAAAACGAAUCGUUUAUUCCAGAGGCUGCCGUGGCUUAUCUCUUGAGUCAUCCACUCUACCCAACAGAGUAUGCAAACGGUCUCCUUUUACUCUUCAGUCAACUCAACGAGCCAGAAUUACUUAAGACUGCCAUUGAAAAAUGUCCAGCACUCUCAAUUGAUGACCUCACAAAUGAGCUUAACAAUUUGACCGAGUUGGCUGAUGAGCUUGACAAAGACUCGAGCAAUGAAAGCCUGGCCCAAUUGAUCCUUAUGUUUUUGGGUGCCACGAUUGAUAGACUCGUCAAUAACUUUUCCCUUCCACAGAUCACCAAGAAAUUGCAAGAAAUUUUGACUGCAGAGUACGAUGGCUACAGCAAAAAAUUGGAGCGCAUGCUUGGAGUCUUCAUCAACAUAAAUACCACUCAGUCCUGGGAUUUAGUUCAAGCCGUUAUCGACGCUGGUGGACUUUUUAACUGGUCUAUUCCAGUCAUAGAGAAGUUGGGUCUGGUUAUCGAUUCAAAGGUCGAGGCUCUUGGAGCCAACAGUUACAACUUGACGCUCACAAACCAGGCAUUGCAAGCAGACAAUAAUAAGAAGCAAAACAAGAAGAAGUCCACAAGCAAGGCUUCUGUUGUUGAUAACAUCCACGAGAUUGGUACUCAGAAGGAGGAGUUGGAUGCUCUUUUGACCAUGAGCAAUGGAACAACGAACCAGAAGUUGCGUGUGGAUGAGGGUAUCGAGUUGGCUAAGCGGAUCCCAGCUUACUCAAGAGAGAAGUUGGUGUUGUAA
Messenger RNA from Candidozyma haemuli, 2208 nucleotides. RefSeq names its product Utp8p (gene UTP8). The transcript has a single exon. Bases 1 to 2208 code for a protein of 735 amino acids. NCBI's taxonomy places the organism in Eukaryota, Fungi, Ascomycota, Pichiomycetes, Serinales, Metschnikowiaceae. The record is from RefSeq and is a predicted model, not a curated record.